Microthlaspi erraticum is the source of this 2844-nucleotide messenger RNA. The record is from the annotation of a GenBank genome assembly. NCBI's taxonomy places the organism in Eukaryota, Viridiplantae, Streptophyta, Magnoliopsida, Brassicales, Brassicaceae.
AUGACGACGCAGAGUGCUAUGAGAAUGGUGGAAGGUGAUCAUAUAAAGAAUUGGCAGGCUUCUAGGGAGACAGGGCUAUUUGGUUCACUAGAUAUGGCGGUUGAGGAUUUAGGGUUCCUUAUGAAAAGAAAUAGGUUGGAUAGCAGUGGCGGCGGUGAUCACACCGGGAAAAUCCCGAGUAGGAGCGGAAGCGCGCCGCCUAGCAUGGAAGGUUCAUUUGCAGCUCUUAGGAACCUCUUGAAACAACAGGAAGGUGGUGGUAGUAGCUCUGAGGUUUUAAGUAGGGCUAUUGAGAAUUACGACUCUGAAGAAGAGAUACGUAGCGACCCUGCUUAUGUAGCUUACUAUCUCUCCAACAUCAACUUGAAUCCGAGGCUCCCUCCUCCUUUGAUCUCACGUGAGAAUCAGCACUUGGUUCGUCAUUUGGGUGGGAUUGGUGAUGGUAAUCUGAGCUCAACAGCCUCUUGGGAUAGUAUGGGGAUGAGAUCCUCCUUGCAUUCUUCAAGAACUGCGCUUUCUACGCAUAGAGAGGAGCCUGAGGAUGAGGCAUCAUCCGGUGAACAACAACAACCUUAUGCUUCUUUGGCUGGUCGUCGUAAGAGCUUUGCUGAUAUGAUUCAGCGGCCUCAUUCCGCAGGGAACCGUCCAAUAGGAGAAGCCAUUUCCUCUUCAGAAGAGACAAGAAGACUACAGGAGUCUGAUAUAAGUUCGGUUAACCUGCUGAGGGAGACAGAUUCUCUCUCCAUGGAUGCUAUUGCUAGUGAAGAUCCUUUCACCACUGAUUUAGGCUCACAAAGCUCUACUAAUGCACAGUCAAACGCGAGGCUAGCUAGCCACGAGGACACCAAUCUAUCUGUUUUUGGUGCUUCUCCUCCAUCCUCUACUGCUUCUAGAAUAAGGAGGAACCAAGAGGACCAGGGAAGGAGAAUGCCUUUGCAAUAUACACCUUCUUCGUAUCAGGUUCAAGCUACUUCACCACAACAAAUGAACUAUCCGAGGAUGAGUAGUGGUACACAAGACAUGAUGCAGAGCUUACCGAAGAUUGCAACCGGCGAGGUACAUUCGACUUUCCAAUCUCCUCACGGUUUGGAACCGCCUCCUAUGUAUACAUCAACAGCAGCAUAUAUGACAUCUCUGAGCCCUUUUUACAAUCAUAACUUUCAGUCCUCCGGUAUGUACCUCCCGCAAUAUAAUUACAGCGGUUACCCUCCUCCUGCCUCUGGUAUUCUCCCUCAGUAUAUGAGUGGAUACCCUUCUCAUGAAGCUGCUGUUCCUAUGCCAUAUGAUAUCUCAUCUACUUCUCCGGGCUACAACAACGCUCGGAUGAUGCCUGGAGCACCAUCGACUGGACAAAACGUUCCUUCUCUUGUGGAUCCUUAUCAUUUGCAGUAUUACCAACAGACUCAAGCAGCCGCGUAUGCUCCUUCGUUUCAGAGCAGCACUGAUACUUUUGGGCAGAAAGAACAACAAGCUGCUGGCUUUAUGGCAAAUCAUGACCCUCACAGUAAUCCAUUGAGUCCGAGUUUCGGGUUGCAAAGUCCUCGGCACAUGGGAAACUACUUUGCAAUGCCGCCUGGUGUAAGAGUCAUGCCGCAGUAUCACGGAUCACCUCUUGCUAGUCCAGUGAUGCCAUCCUCACCGGUUGGUGGGAUGAUGAGCCACUUUGGAAGACGAAGUGAAACAAGGUAUCAUCAGCAAGGACCGAGUAGAAACACGGGGAUCUACCCUGGUGGAUGGCAAGGGAACAGGGGAGGACCCAACAGCGCCGUUGAUGAUAUGAAAAGGCAUUCUUUUCUUGAUGAACUCAAGUCUCCAAACGCUCGUAAACUCGAGCUUUCUGAUAUCACAGGGCGUGUUGUAGAAUUUAGCGUUGAUCAGCAUGGUAGCCGGUUUAUUCAACAGAAGUUGGAGCACUGCUCUGAUGAAGAGAAGGCAUCUGUUUUCAGUGAAGUUCUUCCACAAGCUUCCAAAUUGAUGACUGACGUCUUUGGAAAUUAUGUUAUCCAAAAAUUCAUAGAACAUGGAACUCAAGCGCAGAGGGAAGAACUUGUGAAGCAACUUGCUGGUCAGAUGGUUUCUCUAAGCUUGCAAAUGUAUGGAUGUCGUGUGAUACAAAAGGCCCUUGAAGUGAUAGAUGUAGACCAAAAGACCGAACUAAUUCGUGAGCUCGAUGGGAAUGUGAUGAAGUGUGUUAGAGAUCAAAACGGGAAUCAUGUUAUUCAAAAGUGUAUCGAGAGUAUGCCUGCGGGUAGGAUCGGUUUCGUGAUUGCAGCUUUUCGUGGUCAAGUUGCCACUCUUUCUACUCAUCCAUAUGGAUGCCGAGUUAUCCAGAGAAUCUUGGAGCAUUGCUCAGAUGACGAGGAGACUCGUUGCAUAAUUGAUGAAAUCUUGGAAUCCGCUUUUGCUCUUGCUCAUGAUCAGUAUGGGAAUUAUGUCACUCAGCAUGUCCUGGAGAGAGGGAAGCCUGACGAAAGGAGACAGAUCACUGAGAAGUUGACAGGGAAUGUUGUUCAGAUGAGUCAGCACAAAUACGCGUCCAACGUUGUGGAGAAGUGUCUGGAAUACGCUGAUAGUACCGAGAGAGAAUUUCUGAUUGAAGAGAUAAUGGGCAAAUCAGAGGAAGACAAUCACUUGCUGGCGAUGAUGAAGGAUCAGUUUGCAAAUUACGUGGUCCAGAAAGUCUUGGAGAUCAGUAAAGAUCAGCAAAGGGAGAUUCUUGUGCAGAGAAUGAAAAUCCAUCUCCAGAGUUUGCGCAAGUACACUUACGGGAAACACAUAGUAGCCCGUUUCGAACAACUGUUUGGUGAAGAGAGUGAAGUCUCUGAAGAAGGAACUGAAGGUUAG